AACUGGCAAAAAUAUGUUUUUCUUUCUUUUAGGGAGUCACAAAUCACAUUGAGCCAAAACCAUCCAGUGUUUUCUUCAGUUACAAACAAAAUGAAUAUUUCCAUGCUGCUACAGCAUCCUCACCGGCAUUUCCUAAAAGGCCUUUUAAGAUCACCUUUCCGACAUUACCACUUCAUCUUUCACUCAAGCACUCAUCUCGGAUCAAGAAUCCCACGUGCUCAGCCAUUUUAUUCUCUCGGACUCCAUUGUGCAAAGUGGAUGCUGCUGUCAAAUGGUUUAAAGAGAAAAUUAUGUGUACAAACAACCUUAAAGGAACACACAGAAGGAUUUUCUGAUAAAGAACAAAGAUUUGUGGAUAAACUUUAUACUGGUCUAAUCCAAGGGCAAAGGGCCUGCUUAGCAGAAGCCAUAACUCUUAUAGAAUCAACUCACAACAGGAAAAAAGAGUUAGCCCAGAUGCUUCUUCAGAAAGUAUUAGCCUACCACCGAGGACAAGAACAAUUAAAUAAAGGAAAACCACUAGCAUUUCGAGUGGGAUUGUCUGGGCCCCCUGGUGCUGGAAAAUCAACCUUUAUAGAAUAUUUUGGAAAAAUGCUUACUGAGAGAGGGCACAAAUUAUCUGUGCUGGCUGUGGACCCUUCUUCUUGUACUAGUGGUGGAUCACUCUUAGGUGAUAAAACCCGAAUGACUGAGUUAUCAAGAGAUAUGAAUGCGUACAUCAGGCCAUCUCCUACUAGAGGUACUUUAGGAGGUGUGACAAGGACCACAAAUGAAGCUAUUCUGUUGUGUGAAGGAGGAGGAUAUGACAUCAUUCUUAUUGAAACCGUAGGUGUGGGCCAGUCGGAGUUUGCUGUUGCUGAUAUGGUUGACAUGUUUGUUUUACUACUGCCACCAGCAGGUGGAGAUGAAUUGCAGGGCAUCAAAAGGGGUAUAAUUGAGAUGGCAGAUAUGGUAGCUAUAACUAAAUCUGAUGGAGACUUGAUUGUGCCAGCUCGAAGGAUACAAGCAGAGUAUGUGAGUGCACUGAAAUUACUCCGCAGGCGUUCAAAAGUCUGGAGACCAAAGGUAAUUCGUAUUUCUGCCAGAAGUGGAGAGGGCAUCACUGAAAUGUGGGAUAAAAUGAAAGAAUUCCGGGACCUAAUGCUUGCCAGUGGGGAGCUGACUGCGAAGCGACAGAAGCAGCAGAAAGUCUGGAUGUGGAAUCUCAUUCAGGAAAGUGUGUUAGAACAUUUCAGGACCCAUCCCACAGUCCGGGAACAGAUUCCUCUUCUGGAAAAAAAGGUUCUCAGUGGGGCCCUGUCCCCGGGACUAGCAGCAGACUUGUUGUUGAAAGCUUUUAAAAGCAGAGACUAAUGAAAUUUAUCCUAUACAAUAA
This is a messenger RNA of Ceratotherium simum simum (southern white rhinoceros), 1375 nucleotides long. RefSeq names its product metabolism of cobalamin associated A (gene MMAA). Lineage: Eukaryota; Metazoa; Chordata; Mammalia; Perissodactyla; Rhinocerotidae. Gene Ontology annotation, molecular function: GTPase activity; GTP binding. The record is from RefSeq and is a predicted model, not a curated record. Gene Ontology annotation, cellular component: cytoplasm.